Molecule: messenger RNA, 382 nt
Organism: Suillus bovinus
Lineage: Eukaryota; Fungi; Basidiomycota; Agaricomycetes; Boletales; Suillaceae
Product: cytochrome b-c1 complex subunit 8
Exons: 5
Coding region: 21-317 (98 amino acids)
Biological process (GO): mitochondrial electron transport, ubiquinol to cytochrome c
Source: RefSeq, a predicted model, not a curated record
GGUGUACCACUUCGCCCGUCAUGCGUCCCACUGCUACCCGUCUAGAUGGAAUGCCUGGAGUUAACCCUUGGUGGGGUGACACCAGCAUGCACAAACAGAGAGGAGUGGUUGUUUACACUGUCUCGCCAUUCAGACAGCGGGGCUCAAAAGCCAUAAUUAGAGGCUGGUUAUUCAACGGCUACAGGCGUCUUGCUGCCCAAGUUCCCUACUGGAUAGUUCCCUUUGCUAUUGGAUAUGGGACAUACACUUGGGCCAAACGCCGUGACGCUUGGCAGAACAGCAAGGCUGGACAUAUUGCUCUUGGCCACCACCACUGAGGUAUCUUAUUAGAUUCGCCAGUUCCGAAAUAUACUUGUUUUCUUCUCAAGGCACACGCCUUUCU